Molecule: messenger RNA, 921 nt
Organism: Rasamsonia emersonii CBS 393.64
Lineage: Eukaryota; Fungi; Ascomycota; Eurotiomycetes; Eurotiales; Trichocomaceae
Exons: 1
Source: RefSeq, a predicted model, not a curated record
AGACGCCAGUUGAGUGAGUUAUUUACUUGUGUACAAGUAAAUGUACGGUGCAGUAUAGUGCAGUAUGAUAUGCUGACGAUCAAUGGCUGCUCGUUCCUGGACAUAUCCAUAUCUAUACAACUUGCGCAUUCUGACCAUUGUCAUUAUAUCCCUCCCCAUCCUUCCAAUAAAUAUAACAUGAAGAUGCAGCCAACCUCAUCGUCUAUCAUCAUCCUCCCCAUCGAGCUCCUCCAGCUGAUCCUCUCUUACCUACCGGACAUCACGUCCCUCCAAGCGGCCGUAUCCAGCCAUCCGGCCUUCUACGACGCCUUCCGCAUGGGCCGCAGCAUGGUCGUGACCGAAAUCCUCACGAGACUGGUCACAGUGGAGCUGCUCCCCGAAGCGGUGGCCGUGUUUGAGGCCUGGUGUCGAUGGCCCUGCACGAGGGAGGAUUGCCGAGAGGUCAUGGAUCGGUUUGUUGAGAUGCAUAAGAACAAAGAGAAAAGCAGAGGCUUCUUGGUUGUUCCGGCUCCGCUCUCCCUCUACGAAGCAUCCGCCUUCCAGCGAGUCCAUCAAGAUGUCUCGUUUUUUGCGGAGAGGUUUGCUUUGUCUGCGCUGGAUGCUCUGCAGCAGCUGUCUACUAGUAGUAGUACUACUACUGCUGUCUGGCAGCCAGCUCCAGUAUCGCCCCUCGAAUGGCGACGUAUCCAGCGUGCAUUCUACAGAUUUCAUCUGUAUUGCCUGCUUUGUCGACAGCUGGAUUUGGAUUAUCAGAGAGAGGGGCCUGCUGCUUCCGCCGCUGCUGAGAGAUCCCUCCUCCCCUGCCAAGUCGAGUAUUUUGUCCAACGGUUCUCGCCCUGCGAAAGGGAGCAGAUAGCCUGCGUGUGUGAUUUUCUGUUCGAGGUGUUGGAGGAACGUACGUACUGCACCUACAGCACCUGA